CGUUCAGGAAGCAUUUCGACCAGCAAAAGUCGCGUGCUAGUGUACCCUGGCCCUAGCAAUUAUACCUCUGCACUACCACCCGAAAACACCAUCCUCGCCUGUAUUGCACAUCGCCGACCUUUCGAGACGACAAUCCACAGCUCUGCCGAGCACCUUCGGCUCAGCAUGACCUUUGCAUCUUCUUCCACCAAAGUUUGCGUCCGAUGCGCCUCUCCCAUCGCAGGACCAUCUUCAAAGGCGGAGCAGCGCAGGUCGAUGCUCGUGGCAUCGCCAUCGGGUACUUUGGUCAAUGAAGAACCGAUCCCCUCGAAGCUCCCCCAGGAAGACGAACAGCUUAGCCGUGGCCCUCCAAAACCAUCGCCCGUGCAGCGUCAAAUAGUCAACUUAGAGAUGUGCAAUAAAAUCGAGAAGCUUGUACCGGUCGCUACAAAGGAGGAAUAUGAGAGGUACUCCCGUGGAAUCACGUACGAGAGAGGGUAUCACCCCUGUAUCAUUCCCUCGCUCACUACCUCUUUCGAUGGCCCGUGUAACCCUCCAGAUUGGACGACCCACGUACACCCCGAAGGAUCGCGCUACUUUGUGAAAAAGACACAGCUUCCCGCACCACCCCACGUUCCUCUCUUCACCGUCGUGACCGAAGCCCGCGUGGAUGAAGCCGAAGACCUUGAGUACAUCGAAUAUUACAACUCCAAAAUCACGGCCUUCAUCGUCACAAACGAGGUGAACCUCCCGCCCAAUACAUUUUUGGUGUUGGAGCGCCGGACAUCUGGGAAUUGCGGAUACUACUUUGUGGACCAUGGAAACCAGUGCCUCUUCUGGUUGGACUCGUUUGACUUUACACACCUCGUGGAUCAGGUUCGGAUACGACACACUGCAUCAUUGGUUGGCUUGCAAAUGCGGUCGCAUUACUGGUACCACAACGAGCUGUUCCCCCACCUUUACACCUUGACGGAGGAAGACUUGGAUGUAAUAGAGGAUAUGUUGGCUCAUGCAAUAGGGGACGUUGCAACGUCCAAUACGUCUACGAUCAAUUAUGACAUAGAAACCCUCAAGUUGAUGCAUUCCAGCGUACAGCAGUUCCGGUACAAAGGGAAAGAAACACGUUCAAGAUCUCCUGGCGCUGCAUGUUUUAUCUUCAGAAUGUACUCAUCGCUGUAUUCUGAGCGAUUUAUCUGCCUUCACGGCGAAAAGGGAGCAAGACUCGAGAGCAAUCAAUCCAUCUACGGUGUCUGGCGUCGGUCCUGGUUCCUCAAGAUUCUGGCAACUGUUAUGGCUUUCGGGCCUAGUAUGCACUUUCGGCGACUCAAGGCCGUCACUGUCGAUUCAAUUGUGAGCAAGCAUGCCUGGUCAAAAUGCCGGUCAAAGUUGCUGGAAGAAUGGCGGGACGUGAUUCUCUAUGCCACGGUCGUCCUUACGGCCAACGUAUCCUUCCUAACGAUUCAAAGCGUGGACGACGAAGGUGUGGAGUUAGGGCAUCGAACCCACGCACAGCGCGCCAGUGACUUCUCCAUCGUGAUGAGUAUGGGAACUAUUAUAUUUGGAUUGUUCCUGCUAAUACAGCACCGGGAAUCCAUGAAUAUGCGCUUUAUCGCCAAUAGGAGUGCAUCGAGACUGGGAUUGGAAACGUUGGCAGUGCUGUACAGCUUGCCAUACGCGAUGCUCAUGUGGUCGAUGAUCUCAUUCUUUGUUUCCUUCUGCAUCCUCUGGUACAAGUCCAACGAUCGGACUGUGAUGAUCAUCGUUUCGGUGACCUGCGGUGUUGUGGUGCUGCUGUUGCUUUGGGGCAUCAGUGCUUCAUUUGAGAAACAUCCCUACUGGAGUUUUGCCUCCUUCUUCUCGAGAGAGAAGCCGAAGACGCCCUGGAAGACCCCGAGUGUGCUGGACAUAGCCAUCGAUAGUCCGACAGUCGUGAAGGAUGAGGAGAGGAUAGAAGAGAAGGUUGGGAGGCAGAAGGCACCACAAAGAGCGGAUUCGACUGCUUCGGUCGAGACGACUGCUUCACAACUGCAAGGGGAAAGAUGA
Messenger RNA from Coprinopsis cinerea okayama7#130, 2022 nucleotides. RefSeq lists its product as hypothetical. The coding region runs from base 166 to 2022 and encodes 618 amino acids. The transcript has 13 exons. Lineage: Eukaryota; Fungi; Basidiomycota; Agaricomycetes; Agaricales; Psathyrellaceae. The record is from RefSeq and is a predicted model, not a curated record.